AUGGCAGCCGAGAAGACAACCGCAUCGCAAGUUGCCACACAAAGCGACUCGAACAAAAUGGCGUCGAGCCUUAGACCCUGGGUUCAAGUCGUAGCUGGCCUGUUUCUGAUGUUCAAUUCUUGGGGCCUGAUUAAUGCUUUCGGAGUCUUCCAGGAAUAUUACAGCUCGUUCAAUCCGGCACUCUCAACACCAUCUUCCAUAUCGUGGAUUGGAUCUCUCCAGACGUUUCUACUAUUGGCAUGUGGAUCUGCGACCGGCUCCUUCGUAGAUAGAGGAUACGCCCAGGUCAUGUCCUUCAUCGGCUGCGCGCUUGUCACUCUUGGCUUGCUAUUCACGUCUUUCAGCGGGGAGUUUUCCACUGCGCAUCGUCCCGUGUACUACCAAGUACUACUUUCGCAAGGUAUUCUAUCAGGCCUAGGCAUGAGUCUGCUCCUAGUACCCUCUACGGCCAUCGUACCCACGUACUUUACGCAAAACCGCGCUCUUGCUGUCGGCCUUGCGAACAGCGGAGCUUCGCUUGGUGGGAUCAUCUAUCCAAUUCUUACGCGCCGUCUACUUGCUAGUGUAGGGUUCAGCUGGGCUAUCCGAGCGACGGCUCUAGUUGUACUGAUCACGACUGGCGUCGGAGGUCUGCUUGUACGUCAGCGCUCUGCUUUGACGAAGAACCCCGCCAAGCGGACGCUCUACGAAUUCAGCUGUUUGAAGGAUCCCGCAUAUGCCCUUUUCAUUGCAGGCAUCUUCUUCUCGUUUGCCGGCAUUUACAUCCCGUACUUCUACAUCAGCGCUUGGGUGCGCGACACUGCAUUCCCGGUGCAAGGUCUGAGCACAUACUACCUGAUCAGCAUCAUGAACGCUGGUGGAUUGGUUGGUCGAAUUGUGCCAAACUUUGUCGCCGAUAAGUUUGUCGCCGGACCAGUACUUACUCAAGCGCUCGCAGCGAUCGCGUGCGGUGCGCUGGCAGCAGGUUGGACACGCAUCAAAACAUCUCUCGCCGGCCUGAUUGUCUGGGUUGUUGCGUACGGGUUCGUCAGUGGGAGCGUCAUCAGCCUCAUCCCAGCCAGUGCGGCAACGCUGACUCCAGACAUGAGCAGACUAGGAGGCAGGAUUGGAGUGCUCUUCGCUGGAAAUGCAAUCGCGAGCUUGAUCGGCAAUCCAGUCGCUGGUGCCAUCCAACGAGACACUGGGCCUGGAUGGAGCGGCCUUGCUAGUUACUGUGCUGUGUUCACUAUUGUAGGUGGACUGUUGCUGGUCGUGUGUUGGACGUUGGACGUCCGUCGCAGGAAAAGCGCGGCACGGGCCGAUGGCUUAGAGUAG
Ascochyta rabiei is the source of this 1314-nucleotide messenger RNA. RefSeq lists its product as uncharacterized. Gene Ontology annotation, molecular function: transmembrane transporter activity. The transcript has 2 exons. Bases 1 to 1314 code for a protein of 437 amino acids. Gene Ontology annotation, cellular component: fungal-type vacuole membrane. The record is from RefSeq and is a predicted model, not a curated record. Gene Ontology annotation, biological process: transmembrane transport. Lineage: Eukaryota; Fungi; Ascomycota; Dothideomycetes; Pleosporales; Didymellaceae.